Monosiga brevicollis MX1 is the source of this 396-nucleotide messenger RNA. RefSeq lists its product as uncharacterized. The transcript is spliced from 4 exons. The record is from RefSeq and is a predicted model, not a curated record. Lineage: Eukaryota; Choanoflagellata; Craspedida; Salpingoecidae. Gene Ontology annotation, molecular function: ubiquitin conjugating enzyme activity. Gene Ontology annotation, cellular component: HULC complex. Gene Ontology annotation, biological process: proteasome-mediated ubiquitin-dependent protein catabolic process; protein polyubiquitination; DNA repair. Bases 1 to 396 code for a protein of 131 amino acids.
AUGACGACCCCAGCUCGCAAGCGUCUCUUAAAAGACUUUAAGAACCUGACACAGGAUCCUCCAGAGGGCAUUGCUGGUGCUCCUGUUGGUGACAACAUCUUUGUCUGGCACGCCGUCAUUUUUGGACCUCGCGACACGCCGUUUGAGGACGGCGCCUUCAAGCUCGUCCUGGAGUUUAGCGAGGACUACCCCAAUAAGGCCCCCAAAGUUCGCUUCGUCUCGCAGCUGUUUCAUCCCAAUGUAUAUGCUGAUGGCUCCAUUUGUCUGGAUAUCCUUGCUUCCAAGUGGUCCCCGACGUUCAAUGUAUCUGGCAUCUUGACCUCCAUCCAAUCCCUCCUUGACGAGCCCAACCCCAAUUCCCCGGCGUUAGUUUUCUGUUGGUGUGAGCACAUGUGA